CCCAACAGCUGCUGGCUAUUGUACAGUACUUGUAAAAACAAGUACUUCAGAGACACAACGACUCGUUUCAGAUAUCCUAUUUUAAGUCUUCUGAUUUGAAUAUUUAGUUUUCCUCGCCGCAAAGAUGACAGAGAGACAGUUUCGCGCCGUUGUUUAUUGAUAUUUUAACUAUUAGCUCUUAGCACCUCAAUGGUUAGGAAGCUUUUACGUCUCGCCUUUACUACGGAAAUUAUUUAAACUACUGGUAAGCUAUAUGGGCGCGUUGUCUUUUAUUCCGGGUUAUACAUGUUUCUACCUGUGACUACAUAAAGUCAAAAGUUGAGUUAAAACCUAGUUUUUCAGGAGUUCAGUUUAGCUAGCCCGGUUAGCGUCACGGCUAAAGGUUAGCUCUCACAGAUUAGCUUAGCUGUCUAAUUGGAGGCUGUUUCAAGUCAAAAGGUGCUUCAUCUUUGUGAACAGAGGCAAUUAUUGGGCGAUGCCAAUGGUAAGGGAAAAGCCCAGAAAUGUCAGGAAGUACACGUGGACACUCAAAUCUCAGCGGUGUAAGAAGAGCGGACCCCUGUCCCGACCAGCCCGGACCAUCGUGACCCGCAGCCGCUGCAUCGACUGCUGCACCACCAACAACUUCUUUAACAGCGUCCCUGCGGAGGUGCUGCACAUGAUCCUGGACAAACUAUCCGUGCUGGACAUCAGCGUGUUCAGCAUGGCAUCCAAGGAAAUCACAAGGUAUGUGGUGGACUACAUAUCCACUCAGGCAUGGAAGAAUAAAACCAUCAUCCAGAGCUUUCACUCAACGUGCCUCGAUCCCAGUUCCACUUUUGGACACUACAGAGACCUGGGUUUGUUGUUCAAGAGGUGUACCCUGUUGCUACCCACAAAGGACAGGUUAAAGUUUAUCUUUAGCAAGUUAUCACAGAUUCCCUGCUUUAUGUUGGAGCAGUGUUUAGCACCAGCCUGCAACGGUUUCUCAAGCUAUGGAGUCUUCCUCCAGACACUGAUCGCGGGGUGGGAUGAGCUGGAGUGCCACCGAGUCUUCAACUACCUGUGUGAACUCACAAACCUGCUGCCAAAAAUCGAAGCAGUAAUCACCGCAAGACCAGGAUCAAAGUGGUACCAGGAGCUGCAGCUUCGUCUGUUCUGCCGUCAGGUUCUUUUGGACUCGUGGUCAAACCAGCCAGAGUGUCAGUUCUGGCUCACGCAGCUCCUGAAGCCUUGGCCCAUGGUCAGCCAGGCCCACCUACUGUUCAUCCUCUACGGACCUCUGCUGCCUGAGGGUAAACUUGGCUGGCAGGACGUAGUGGAGAGGGGAGCGCCUCAAAGCGCCCUGUGGGACCUGGCCAAGGCCAUUCUCAUGAUUUUCGGCAAACUAGAAGUCAAAGGCUGGACCACUGACUCGAUUCUGGCAAUCUUUGAGGAGCUCAUUGUCAUCCCUCUGCCGUGGCACGUGGAGAAUGUAGCUCGUCUUCUGGUGCUGUGUGGCAGCUCUCUCUGCUACACUAUUCUGGCAAGCAAAGCCCUGAACGGCCGACUCUUCGAGGUCUCGAGACUCAUCGUCUACAUCAUACUGGUGUGUGAGAAGGAUGGUUAUCACAUGAGCUGGGCGGUGAAGUUGGUGCAGCAGAUCUGCAAGGUCUUCAACACAGCUCCUGAAAGGUUCUGCUUCAUCCAGCAACUGGAGAGCACGUUUUCAGAAGUCACCAGGGAGUUCUUUGAGUUUUCCGUCGCAGGGAACCACUUUGAGGACAGAGAGACUUUCCAAACCCUGUGUAUCCUCCUGGACUCCAGCGCUCGCUUCCACACUAAAUUCCUCCACAUGUUCCUUAAAUAGGAGUUAAUGCAGAUUAAAAGUAAUGUGGAAGAGAUACAGUAAAUGCCAAUAAUGAAGGGGGAUAACUAAUGCAGGCAAUAGAGGCUCUUUACAGAAAGAGAGUCGAACACAGCUCUGAACAUGGGGAUCUUAGAGAAAGCUGAGGUUUUGGUUGACAGCAACUCUGCCGUUGUUGGUUGAGCAUAGAGCUGUUUAAAUACUCUGGUUAAAUACUCUGUAUGGUUAUAUACACAAACAAUAUAUUUGUUUCAGUUUCUUACAAUCUUGUUCUUAAAUCAUCUUAGAUGUUAACUUUUAUACAGUAUUUAAUAUUUAUUCCAUUUUAUUUAUUCAGGAACACUGUAUAUUUGACAGUUUAUUUAUUCACCUUGAACUCCUCUGUGUGCAUAGAGUUGCGACGGAGCAGCUACAUUUUUUCUUUUGUUUGUUUUUUUUUGUAUAAUUUAUUAAACUGGCAUUUUAAAAUGUU
Mugil cephalus (flathead mullet) is the source of this 2297-nucleotide messenger RNA. RefSeq names its product F-box only protein 47-like. The coding region runs from base 476 to 1828 and encodes 450 amino acids. The record is from RefSeq and is a predicted model, not a curated record. The transcript has 10 exons. Gene Ontology annotation, molecular function: protein binding. NCBI's taxonomy places the organism in Eukaryota, Metazoa, Chordata, Actinopteri, Mugiliformes, Mugilidae.